AUGACGUCUGGCUACAUAAUGAUAGCUAUCAUCUUUUGGAUAUCAAGCCAACUGGUUGAAUCUUUCAUUUUAAAUCGAUUUACCAAGCCUACCUGCAAUAUUACCUCUGAGAAAGCCGAUUGCUCGAAUAGAAGUUUGGUGAAUAUAUCAUCUCUCAACUUAGCACAUGAUAUUAAAAUCUUAGACUUGUCAGAGAACAACUUUACCAAUGUAACCGAUACAUUCUUUAAACCUAUUUCGGAGUUAAACAUUACAGAACUCUUCCUUAAAAGAUGUCACAUUCAGUAUAUAUCUCCAAAAGCAUUUGCUCUUAUCCCGAACAUAAGCAGAAUAGAUCUAUCUUUCAACAAUCUUAGUCUAAAUGCCAUGAAGGAAGGUUUGAAAGGUUUAAAUGGCUCCAGUAUAGAGCAUCUGGACAUUUCGAAUAUCAUUACAAGUAAAGAGCCUCAAACCCUACCGGAAGAUACUCUCUUAAGUCUACACAACACAAACAUAACGAAUCUAAGGAUGAGAAGCUGGAAUAUAAAUAAGGUGAUAAAGAAUACUUUUCAAAAUCUAUCAUGUCUACAAGCAUUAGAUCUAAGUGUGAAUAAAAUACAUGCUUUAGAAAUGGAGGGCCUCCCAGAAAUUAGACAAUUAAAUCUGACUUGGAACAAGAUGACUUCCUUACCGAAAAUGUGUGAUAGUCAAAACGUAUCACUGGUACCAAAGUUGAAUAACCUGUCUCUUGCAAUAAAUCAUCUUCUUGAUUCACAAGAAUUCCAAAAACAAGGGCAUUGUUUACCGAACUUGUACUAUCUUAAUGUAUCAUUUAAUUUGAUGGAUAGAAUUAAAUCAGAUUCAUUUUCAACCCUCAAAAAAUUAGGAAUAUUAAGCAUUGGAAACAUGUUAACGUAUGAUUUAGUUAUAGAAGAGGGUGCACUCAAUUCCAAAACAUUGGAAAUGCUGUAUCUUGGAAGUUACAAAAGAGUGUCAAAGGAUACAUUCAAUCCAAAAACACUCUUUAAGAAAUGCACACAGUUAACAAGACUAGAAAUGUCGAAGUUUGAUUUCUCCGAUUUAUCCAUUGUCAACUUUCAUGUAAUGAUAUCACCUCUAAAAAAUCUCUCAGAGCUUAUUUUACGUCACAACAAACUGAAUAAUGUUCCGGAAACAUCAAAUUUUCCUAAUCUUAGCUUUUUGGAUUUAGAGGGAAGCACUAUUCGGCAUGUGCACAGAGAUUCUUUUCAGAACAAUUCACACCUUGAAAAAAUAAUCUUACGAUUAAAUCACCUCACAACAAUUCGACAGGAUACUUUUACAGAUGAAAUAUGGAAGAAUCCAAAGCUCUUCAUUGACAUUUCUUAUAACCCCUAUGCUUGUGACUGUGACCUUGAAUGGUUUAUCAAAUGGGCAUACAAGAGAGGGAUAAUAGUAGAAAAUGAUGAUUAUCAAUGCGAUUCUCCCAAGAAAUGGAAGACAACUAGACUUGAUAUCCACAUCCAAAGUCUGAAGACUAGUUGCCAUCCAGUGAAUAAAGUUUUCAUCACACUUUUAACUAUUUUUUCCUUCAUGUUUAUAUUUCUUUUUGGUUUAAUGCUUGCAUGGAAGUUAAGAUGGGACAAUAAGUAUUACUUGCACAAAUGGACAGAUGGAAGACGAAGCGCAUAUCAAAAAAUUAUUGAUAAUGAGUUAAAAGAGUACGAUGGAUUUGUGGCAUACAACACACGUGACCGGAAAUGGAUUAUGUCGGAACUUGUCGAAGCCAUGGAGAAAAAAGAACAUUACAAACUUUGUCUUCAUGAAAGAAAUUUUUUACCAAGUUGUGCUCACGUUGAUAACAUACUAGAGAGUAUUGAAGCCAGUAGAAAAUUCAUUUUGGUACUUUCGAACAACUUUAUGGAGGAUCAGUGGUGCAAUUACGAAACUAUCAUUGCUAAUCAUAAGUUAGCUGAUGGAAAUGGGGACAGAGUUUUUCUUAUUUUGUUGGGGAAAAUCAGUUCUAAACAUUUUACAAUUGCGCUGAAAACUUUAUUAAAAUCUGUAGAAAAUGCAGAAUGGACACUUAAUGUAAAAGGGAGGAAAUUAUUUUGGAACAAGCUAAAAAGAUUCAUGAAAUAAAUAAAA
Messenger RNA from Saccostrea cuccullata (small rock oyster), 2106 nucleotides. RefSeq names its product toll-like receptor 7. Gene Ontology annotation, cellular component: plasma membrane. NCBI's taxonomy places the organism in Eukaryota, Metazoa, Mollusca, Bivalvia, Ostreida, Ostreidae. The transcript has a single exon. The coding region runs from base 1 to 2100 and encodes 699 amino acids. Gene Ontology annotation, biological process: inflammatory response; toll-like receptor signaling pathway; immune response. Gene Ontology annotation, molecular function: transmembrane signaling receptor activity; protein binding; triacyl lipopeptide binding. The record is from RefSeq and is a predicted model, not a curated record.